AUGGAGUGCCUGAACGGCAACGGCGUCAACUGUCGCAGCAAGAGCAUACUGCCCGCAGUGCCGCCAGACCAGCAGCAGGCAGCUGCACUUCAAAAUGGCGGCGGACACAAUGGCGCCGCGGCACUCAAGUCAGCCGGCGCAGAGGAGGAGGAGGACUGGCCUCAUCUUCGCCUGCCGCCGUACACUGAGGCACAUCUGCACACUUGGGUCGCCCCCAUCAUGCGAUCGAAUCCAUCAUCCUGGCCAGGGGAAAAUGGCAAAGGCGUCGAUCUUCCCAAAGACCAGGAGAAGCUGAAGGAGGAGAAGUUCAAGCUCAAUCAAUUUAAUCUUAUCGCUAGUGAUAUGAUUGCGCUGAAUCGAUCUAUUAAUGAUGUCCGCCUUGACGGAUGUCGUCGAAAGAGGUAUCCUAAAUAUUUGCCAAACACUUCUAUUAUAGUAGUUUUUCAUAAUGAAGCCUGGAGUACGCUCUUGCGCACAGUACAUAGUAUAAUUCGCACAUCACCCAAGUCACUACUGGCAGAGAUUAUUCUGGUAGAUGAUGCUAGCGAAAGAGACUAUUUAGGACAAAAGUUGGAGGACUAUGUCGCCACAUUGCCUGUCACCGUGAAGGUGUACCGAACGGGAAAGCGUUCAGGCCUGAUUCGCGCCCGGUUGAUCGGCGCAGAGAAGGCCACCGGUGAGACGCUGACCUUUUUGGAUGCGCACUGUGAGUGCACCAAAGGAUGGCUGGAGCCGCUCAUGGCGAGAAUCGUCGAGGACAGAACCCGAGUCGUUUGUCCAAUCAUCGACGUAAUUAGUGAUGACAAUUUUGAGUACAUUGCCGCAAGUGAUAUGACCUGGGGCGGUUUCAACUGGAAGCUCAAUUUUAGAUGGUACCGUGUGCCCCAGCGCGAGCUUGAUCGACGCAACAGUGAUCGGACGCUGCCGGUGCGGACGCCGACAAUGGCGGGCGGCCUCUUUUCCAUGGACCGAGAGUACUUCAACAAGCUGGGAAAGUACGACGAGGGCAUGGACAUCUGGGGAGGGGAGAACCUGGAGAUGAGCUUUCGCAUUUGGAUGUGCGGCGGCACGCUGGAGAUUGUCACCUGCUCGCACGUUGGCCACGUCUUUCGCAAGUCUACGCCGUACACCUUUCCCGGGGGCACUUCCAAUAUUGUUAAUCACAACAAUGCCCGUCUGGCGGACGUGUGGAUGGACUCGUACAAGGAGUUCUACAUCGCCAUCAACCCUGCGGCCAGAAGCAUCAAGAUGGGGGACACUUCAGGGCGGAAGCAGCUAAGGAAAGAUCUGAAGUGCAGAGAUUUCAAGUGGUACCUGGAGAACAUCUAUCCGGAGAGUCAAAUGCCCCUGCACUACUACUCACUGGGCGAGGUGCGCAACGUCGACUCGAAGGACUGCCUGGACACCUUUGGGCGAAAAAGCGGCGAAAAUAUCGCCAUGUCGCGGUGCCACGGCCUGGGCGGCAAUCAGGUCUUUGCCUACACUAAACGCAAGCAGAUCAUGUCUGACGACAACUGCAUGGACGCUUCGGGCCCCAGUGCGCCCAUCAAGCUGGUGCGCUGUCACGGCAUGGGCGGCNGGGCGAGAUCUGAUCGAUUCAGACCGACAUCGUCGGUGUCAUCAAACGACAUGGAAGAUCUGGUGGACGAGCUGAGUGGCACGACGCUCGAUGGCGAUGGCGCCAACAACAAUAGGGAUUCAGUCAAGUCGAAGAGCAGCAAACCGGUGAACCGAACCGCCUCCAUCAUCAACCGCUCCAAGCUGCUCAUGCUGGACAGUGACACAGACUCAGAGGCCGACGAUGAGAUGGGCAGUGUUGACAAGAAGCGAUGCUCCAAGCACAUUCGCGUCGCCAAGCAGACCAAAGGACUACUGCUGCCUGGUGCCAUGGGCUGGCGUGCUGGCGGCGGUGGCAUACCGCAUUCUGCCUACUCAAAGGUGCUCUCCAAGGGCAAGCGAAAACGAAACUCCAAUGCAGAGGCUCUUCACGCCUUUGCAGCUUCAGCUGCAGUUCACGCCUCCACCUCCUCGAGCAUAUCACCCUUUGCACUCAGCCCAGAGAACCUCUUUGCCCCCGGUCCGAGUGGAAUGCAGCAGCUGUCCUCGAACGAGUCCAUGGACGUCGAGCAGUGUGAUGUCCAGCAUCAUCAGCAUCAGGAGGGCGGUCGCAGAGCUGAUGACGGCGGCGGUGGCGGCCAUGUCUCUGAUGUCAGCGACGGCAACAUCUCCGACGACUCCCCGACGGAGUUCAACUUUGACGGCGACGAUGAGCAGAGCGACUUCCACGACAGCUCCAGUGCCGGCCACAACAGCUCCUCGGCUCGACAUCGCAAUCGAAUCUACUCUCACACCCGCUCAAAGGAGUUCAAGAUUCCCACCAACCCGUCUAACCCGUUCUGGUCAGUGGCGGCCAACCACGUCGACAGCAGCCACUCCUCUGCAAUCAGUCUGUGGAAGCGACGGCGACCGCUGAACUACUAA
Rhagoletis zephyria (snowberry fruit fly) is the source of this 2481-nucleotide messenger RNA. Lineage: Eukaryota; Metazoa; Arthropoda; Insecta; Diptera; Tephritidae. The record is from RefSeq and is a predicted model, not a curated record.